Molecule: messenger RNA, 1014 nt
Organism: Prunus armeniaca (apricot)
Lineage: Eukaryota; Viridiplantae; Streptophyta; Magnoliopsida; Rosales; Rosaceae
Source: the annotation of a GenBank genome assembly
AUGGCACUGAAAAUAUUGAAGAUCAGAGGCAAAACCAAGUACUCAGCCUCAAAUCUACCGCCAGGGCCAUGGAUGCUACCCGUUAUAGGAAACCUGCACCAGCUCGCUGGCUCUCUACCACAUCAAAGACUAAGAGACUUGGCCAAGAAAUACGGACCGCUUAUGCACCUAAAGCUUGGAGAAGUUUCCACCGUAGUAGUUUCAUCAGCAGAGUUUGCCAAAGAGGUGAUGAAAACCCAUGAUCUUAUCUUUGCAUCCAGGCCCCAAGCCCUUGCCCCAAGGAUCUUGUUUUACAAUUUUACAGACAUUGUCUUUGCACCGUAUGGUGAAUACUGGAGACAAUUUUACAGACAUUGUCUUUACAAAGCAGUUAUCUUUGAUAUUUUUGCUGCUGGGAGUGAGACAUCAUCUACAGCUGUAGAUUGGGCAAUAGCAGAAAUGAUAAAAAAUCCAAGAGUAAUGAACAUGGCACAGAAUGAGGUGAGGGAAGUGUUUAAUAGAAAAGGACAGGUAGAUGAAACAUGCAUUAGAGAGAUGAAAUAUUUAAACUUAGUUAUCAAGGAGACACUGAGGUUACACCCUCCGGGUCCCCUGUUACUUCCAAGAGAAUGCAGAGAAAAAUGUGAGAUUGAUGGAUAUGAAAUUCCUGUGAAAUCCAAGGUAAUUGUGAAUGCAUGGGCAAUUGGUAGAGAUCCCAAUUACUGGAAUGAGCCUGAGAGCUUUAAUCCCAAUAGGUUCCUCGAUAGCUCGAUUGACUACAAGGGAACAAACUUUGAUUAUAUCCCAUUUGGUGCUGGAAGGAGAAUGUGCCCUGGCGUGUCAUUCGGUCUGGCCAACGUUGAGCUCCCGCUUGCAUUGUUGUUAUACCAUUUUGAUUGGAAACUCCCCAAUUGGAUGAAGCAUGAGGACCUGGACAUGACUGAGGCCUUUGGCCUUGCUGUCCGAAGAAAAGACGAUCUGCACUUGAUUCCCAUUCCUUGUCAUCCUCCGCCUACUGAAAAUUCCCAAAUAUAA